Phragmites australis (common reed) is the source of this 828-nucleotide messenger RNA. RefSeq lists its product as uncharacterized. The transcript has a single exon. Bases 189 to 581 code for a protein of 130 amino acids. Lineage: Eukaryota; Viridiplantae; Streptophyta; Magnoliopsida; Poales; Poaceae. The record is from RefSeq and is a predicted model, not a curated record.
UGAGCGGGACCAAGUCGGUUUCGUUCCGCUAUAAAGCCCGCGCCGUGCUCCGAGUGCGACCCGUUUCUUCCAGAUCGGCCCAACCAAGACCCAAAAUUUUGGAUUCCCUCCUCCACUCCACCUCUCCGCUCGCUCUCCACGGGAUCAACCAACCAAACCAACCGCUGGUCGCGUUGCCGUAGCCGGCCAUGGCCUUGGCCACCUCGUCGGCGUCGCUGGCGGAGAUCGGGAUUGGGCUCGGGCUCGGGGGGCUAUUCACGGAGGCGGAGCUGGCGGCGGCGGACCAGCUCGUGCAGCUCAGCGGCGGCGGAGGGGACGAGGCGCCGUCGUCAUCGUCGCCGCGGUCGGUGAACACGUGCACGGGCACCGCGGCGUGGGAGGGGGAAGGGAAGACGGCAAUCGGUGGCCUGGGCGUGGAGCUGGACAGGAGGGCGAGGAAGCGGUGCCGGCUGCUGUCAGAGCUCUACGCCGCCACGAGGCCGAUGGCCGGCGCGGCCGCCAGCACCAGGAAGAGGAAGCGGCACGGCGAACCGGAGGCGGAGGCGCCGAUGAUGAUGAGGUAUGGAGAUCAGUGCUACUAGAGAUAGUGGAAGAUGCAGCGGGUGGAGAGAUAUGGGAGGGAAGGGCUUUUGCGUAAUUACCUAGAAAUGCAGGGGGGAUAAGCGGAAGAAAGACGACAAGAAAGUAAAGCUUGUACAGGAAGUUGGUAAUGGUGCUACUAGAUUUUGAAUUUGAUUUUGAAUUUGCAUCCGAACUGGACCAGCAAGAUAUUUCCAGUUUCCAGAUCUUGAAAUGGACUACUCCAUUUGUCCUGCCCUGUGACCUUGA